This is a messenger RNA of Gryllus bimaculatus (two-spotted cricket), 2941 nucleotides long. The record is from the annotation of a GenBank genome assembly. NCBI's taxonomy places the organism in Eukaryota, Metazoa, Arthropoda, Insecta, Orthoptera, Gryllidae.
GUAUACACACUUUAUAGGUGACCAGCGUUCUGUACGGUUCUGUACACCACAUGUGCACGUGUUGUCUGGUGUUGACACGUGCGCAGCUGGUGCACUGUGCCCAGCCUUAUUUCUUAAUUGUGUCAUAGUUGUGCAUGUACUGUGUAUGUGUGUAUGCAAUAAUGUAAAUUGGUGCCUUAUUGUGAACUUGAAUUUCAUAUGCUCUUAAUUACUGUAAAAGCCAUCCACUGUUUUACGAUAAACGGAUUGUGAAAACAGAGUUGUGAUAUAUUUACUUACUCUCUUGGUUUUUAAAGUAAAAUCCGGUGUGUAAAGUGCUUGUGUUGAUUUCAUUGUGAUUCUCAAGCUCUACUAAUGGGCAAGAAAAGAAAACUAAAUUGGAAGCCAGUGGAGUUACCGAAUUCUUUUUUUGGUGCUGCCGAUGGACUAAUACAAAUUGAGGAAUUAUGUGAUUAUAGUAUAGAUAGUAAUGAAAUAAUAGCUUCAGGACUACCAUCCAAGAAAAGAAAGGUUGUCAGUGUUGAGAAACUGCACAAAGAAGAUAAUGCAAGGACUGUAGACAAGUCCUUUAGAAAAGUGAAAGAGGAUAACUCUGGACUAUGGAUAGUAACAGAUCAAGUAAAAAGCCAAAACAGCCCUCCAAAGAAAGAUCUUCCUUCAAAAACAAAAAAGACAAAUGAUGCUGUCAAGCUUCCAAAACAUCCUAAAAGAUUCACCUUAAAGACUAAUUCCCAAAACAGUAAAACAAAGAAGAAAAUUGUUAACAAAACAUUAAAUAUUGAAUCAAGUGGGUCAGAGAGUUCUCAUGACCAUGACGAGGACAGUGGUAGUAUUGUACCUGUUGGAAUGGAAGCAUGGAGUGCAUGGAAGGUUCCUUUGCCAAUUUUGAAAGCACUUUCUAAGCUUGGAUUCAAAAAACCCACACCAAUACAGGAGAUGACGUUGCCUGCUGCAAUAAUGGGCCGGAGAGACAUUCUAGGAGCUGCUGAAACAGGCAGUGGAAAAACUUUGGCAUUUGGUAUACCAAUUAUUUAUGGAAUUCUUCAACAGAAGAAAAAAGCUCUUGAAAAGCAAAGCGAAUCUGGUGAAACAGAUGGGGACGAAAUAGAAAAGGAUGAUGUAAAUUCAAAUAUACCAACAUCUAUUGAAUCUGAUGCAGAGAAUAUUGAUUCUGUGAAUGGAAAAUUUGAUAAAUCUGGAGGAAAAUUGUAUGCCUUAAUUUUAACUCCAACAAGAGAGCUUGCUAUACAAGUGCAUAAUCACUUGAUUGCAGUAGCAAAGUACACGGGUAUCAAGAUUGCAGUUGUCGUAGGAGGCCUAGCUUCUCAAAAGCAAGAACGGUUAUUGAAGAAAAGACCAGAAAUUGUUGUGGCUACACCAGGUCGCUUAUGGGAAUUGAUUGAGAGUGGAAAUCCACAUCUGAAAAAUGUCGGUGACAUUAGUUUCUUGGCUAUUGAUGAGACAGACCGUAUGUUGGAAAAAGGACACUUUCAAGAAUUGCAAAUACUUCUGCAAAGUAUCAAUCGAGACGAAUUUAAGAAACAAAAACGGCAGAAUUUUGUGUUUUCUGCUACAUUAACGAUGGUGCAUGAGCCACCAAAAUAUCUUGGCAAACGUAAGGCUCCAACACAAGUGACUCCAGCACAGAAACUGCAAACGAUAAUUUCUUCCUUGGGUAUUACAAAUCCCAAAGUUGUGGACAUCACUCAUGAGAAAGGAACUGCUGGGACUCUAAGUGAAGCUCGGAUCAUUUGCUCAUUAACAGAGAAAGAUCAAUAUCUGUACUAUUUUCUUCUCCGCCACACUGGACGAACUUUAGUGUUCUGCAAUAGUAUCACUUGUGUGCGUCGCCUUGCACAGAUCUUGGAAAUUCUAAAGUGUAAUCCUUACCCAAUUCAUGCAAACAUGCAGCAGCGGCAACGACUGAAAAACCUUGAACGUUUUCGAGAUGAUCCUUGUGGUUUAUUAUUAGCUACUGAUGUUGCUGCACGUGGGUUGGAUAUACCGAAUGUGCAACAUGUGAUUCACUACCAAGUACCACGAACUGUUGAGAGUUAUGUGCACCGAAGUGGGAGAACAGCACGUGCCCAAAAGGAGGGAAUUACUGUAUUGAUAAUGGAGCCAGAAGAGGCCCCUGCAUAUUUACGUUUAUGCAACAGUUUGGGAAGAGGUCGCGACCUACCUGAUUUUCCAAUUGACAAUGAUAUAUUUUCAGCUGCAAAAUCUCGAGUUCAAUUGGCUUUGCAAAUAGACAAACUUGAGUACACAACAAAGCGGACUAAUUCUAAUCAUGGAUGGUUCCAGAAAGCAGCAAAAGAAAUGGAUAUUUUAUUAGAUGAUGAAGAACUCCCUAGUAAAAUGAAUAAUGAAGCAUCUGCCCGAGUGAAGAAACAAGUCAACGGUUUGAAGAGGCAGUUGGAUUCUCUUAUAGGUAAACCAGUUAUUCCAAGGGCAGUAUCUGUGAAGUUCCCAAAUCAAGAAAAUAGAAAAGAUGUUCAGCUUAGUGCUGUUCAAAUUGUAAAUGGUGAAAACAGAAAGAAAAGAGCAUUUGUAAAGAUAAAAAAGUGAUUAUGUAAAUAUAUAAAACCACCACUUAAUAAAUUGUAUAAUUAUUGUUAAAAAUAAUUAUUUGUUUGCUCCUGUUCUAUUUUUCUAAGCAACAGGGGUGUAGAGGAUUGAUGUGGUAAUUUGCUGUGUGGCUGUAGUACUUGUCCCUUCCUAGUGUCAUGAAUUCAUGAAGUAGCUAUUCUCCUUGACCCAUUUAAUUUUCAUUACCGUUAAAAUCUUGUAUCAACUAAAAUUCACAUAAUUUUCUUAUGAUAAUGUAACUUCAAAAAAGAAACCCAAAAGUCUAGAUUGAAAGACAGGAAAUUUUUUGGUGCUCCUGUAAAGAAAAUCACAUAUUAAAUAAAUAGCAACAAAAUGUUGGUGCACAUUUUUU